Molecule: messenger RNA, 850 nt
Organism: Penaeus vannamei (Pacific white shrimp)
Lineage: Eukaryota; Metazoa; Arthropoda; Malacostraca; Decapoda; Penaeidae
Source: RefSeq, a predicted model, not a curated record
CAUAGCUAAUUCAUCAAGCGCUGGCAAUGCAUCUUGCGGAGAUGACACGUUGCACCCGACGUGUUGCACUUGCAAUAUAGGGGGACCCGGAGCUGCUGAGGAAAUGCUCGGAGCUUCUCUGAGCACUGGAGCAUCUGCAAUGUUUUGUCUCUUCCUUCCUCUCGCUGUCGGCUACGAAUACUCCAGCAGCAGCGCCUACCUCGAGCUGGUGGAGGUUUUCGAAGCAACGUUCAAGUGUCGUUUUCAGCUCGACCUGUUCCCCUUCGACAUCCACGUGUGCCAUGCUAACUUCUCGCUUGUGCAGUACAGCAAGGUCUUCAGGGGAGUGUACCGCUUUGUGAACGUCUCAGGAACACCGCAGACUCCUGAACUCCCUCUCUUCACGCCUUCCAGAGUGUGUUAUUCACCAGAGUUCAGUGAGAAUGGAAAUGUUACAGUGGUGUCCUUCAAGAUCCAGUUCCAAAGACGCUAUGGCUCUUACAUCUUCACGACAUUUGGCCCUUGUCUUAUGCUCACUCUUAUAGGGUAUUUGACGCUCUUCUUUGGCGUCGACAACUUUAGCGACCGCAUCAUGGUGACCCUCUCGUCCCUGAUCGUGGUGGCCUCCCUCUUCGCCCAGAUCGCCACCACCACGCCCGCCUCCGCUAGCCCCAAAGUCAUCGACAUUAUCUUCCUCGCCAUCAUCAUACGCCUGUUUCUUCGUCGUUCUCCACCACUCGAUCUACUACCUCCUUCGGGUCUACGUGAAGAAGUGCGAGGAGAAGCGAAGCCGCGACGCCGUUCAGCCUCUGGCUGUUCGGAAGUGGGCGGGCGCCUCGGCCGAGCUCCCUGCCGUCUACACGCCCCCUGA